This is a messenger RNA of Amphiprion ocellaris (clown anemonefish), 1321 nucleotides long. Its product is annotated as transmembrane protein 222. Bases 73 to 624 code for a protein of 183 amino acids. The record is from RefSeq and is a predicted model, not a curated record. Lineage: Eukaryota; Metazoa; Chordata; Actinopteri; Pomacentridae. The transcript is spliced from 6 exons.
UCGACUACGUGCCCACGCCGCCUGUCCUGGCUGUGCGUCACUGUCAUCUCCCCGCUGUCACUCCGGGUUGUGAUGGCGGAGGUGGACGAUACCGACGUAAUGAUGAGCUACCACGGGGAUUUCUUGAAAAGCGACCGAAAAAGCAGCCGCUACCCCUACUGCGUCGUCUGGACGCCGAUUCCCAUUUUAUCGUGGGUGCUUCCCUUCAUUGGGCACAUGGGCAUCUGCACUUCUGCUGGCAUCAUACGAGAUUUUGCAGGAUCUUACUUUGUCUCGGAGGACAACAUGGGCUUUGGUAGACCAACAAAGUACUGGAAGCUCGAUGUGGACAAAGUCUGUGGAAACGGUGCAGCUACAUGGGACAAAGCAGUACACGAUGCAUCUGAGGAGUACAAAUGCAGGCCGCACAAUCUGUGCUUUGAUAACUGCCAUUCCCACGUCGCGAUGGCCCUCAACCUCAUGCGCUACGACAACAGCACGUCUUGGAACAUGGUGAACCUGUGUGCGCUGUCUCUCAUUCAUGGGAAACAUAUGAGCUGGGCCGCAUUCCUCAAGACCUGGCUGCCCUUCCUCAUGCUGUGCGGAGUCCUCGCCACCUUCAUCCUCACGUUCAACCUCCAGUAGAGCGCCGCAAUUAGAUGACUUCAGUUAUACUUUAUACAUUGUCGCUAAAUGAUGUGUUUUGACGGGACAAGUGUUAGUACAGAAAAUACUGAAUGACAGACCGCAUUGUCUGUCGUGAUCUCUAGGAAUCUAGUGUUGGAGGACGUUCAAGGAUGAGCUGUUUGUGGUUAGCUGUGAAUUAAGUGAUUGUUUAUGUUUCAACAGUGGAAUUUUUUUCCUUUUACUGAGUAUUAUUUUAGCAGAUCACCUCCUUAAAAUAUACUGUUUUUCACAUGGUGGCUUCUCCGUUUCAUGAGGGAAGAUGAUCUCAUCCAGAUUAGAGCGAUGCAUCUGGGAUGUAUUUUUCAUGAAUGGCCGUGAUGAAUGUAUUUCCAGACCGGCUAAUGUACAUUUCAGUGAUGAAUCGCUGCAAAAUGGAUCACGAAAUGUUAAUGCUGAAAGUAUUCAUCAAUUAUUUGUCUAAGAGAUAUGAGCCGCUACCAAAGAUAGAAUGAUGGAAGACCCACGUGUGAAAAACUGUGGCAUUGUUCUUCUUUAAAUUCCAUUUUCCCUCUUGUGUGUUAAAACAGAUAUGUUAAGUUUGUUAUCAUUAUUUGCUCCAGGCAGUUAUUGAAUGCUUUCUAAUUGUGCAUCCUCAUGCUGGAAAGUUACUAUAACCCUGCUGUAUUACACAAAGCAAUACUACAUUUCAUUUUUA